UCACCCUACAGCUUCCCACGGUAGUGGAUGGAGAGGUGAACACCUCUGAUUUUACAUGUAUGUGCUUAGCACUAUAUUGUGUGAAGUGGAAUGUUUCUUUUGAAAACGCCGUGUGUCUGACAUGGGAAACCGAAAGGCUGUCAUCCUUGAAUAGAUCCUCUGUUCAGACACUCAGUGGCUAAAUCCUCUCUUAACCUCUCUUCAUCUCUAUUCAGACUGAGGCCAUCAGUUUAAGGUCACUAUCAGAGCUGCUUUGUCCUUCAGACUCAGGAGCAUAGCAUAGCCUCCACAUCAGAGGUCAAAUUUAUGCAUUUAGCAGACGCUUUUAUCCAAAGCGACUUACAUUGCAUCAGGCUAACAAUUUUUCCUAACAUGUUCCCCGAACACAAAAGUGUUUUUUUCUUAAUUGCAUUUGGAUUUUUUUAUUUUUAAAAGAAAACAAUGCUUCUUUAUUGGAGGCCACUGUAUGUGUGCAUGUGGGUCCAAAUCCAAGGCACUAUUCCCACAGUAUUCUUCCUAUUGUCCUGGGAGAGAGGGAGGGCAACUAAUUAAAAAGAGUGGAAAAGAGGAGACAGAGAAACAGACAGAAGGAAGGAGGGAGGAACUGAGGGGGUAAAGAUAGAGCGAGAUGAGACAGUGGAGAGAAGAGGCUAAUUGAAAGGAGAGAAAUGACAGAGAGCGAGAGAGAAGGGAGGGCUGAUGAGGGGCUGGGAUGCGGGGGGUGUGGGAGGGAAAGGAAGACUUUGCCAAAGUGCCCAAGUUCAGUCACUUGUGCUGCUGCAGCAGAAAGUGGGAGGACGAGCGUAGCCAGGGUGACUGAGAGGUAGGAAGGGCCAGGAAAAGCAGCAAAAGUGAGAGAACACAGGACAAGGACUGUCCUUCUCUGGCUUCAAGUCCAGGGGGUCUGGAGAUGUCAAAACACGACUACAUAUAAGAGCAGAAACAAGUACCAGACUUAGUCAGCAAAAGAGGUCUAAUAAAAACUCCCAAGCAAGCGUGCUUGUAUUGUGGUCGGAGGAUAGAGGGAGAAGUAGAGGAGAAGAAGUUGGAGAGGAAAAAAGGAACUAGGGAGGGGCGUGUUCACAUUAGAAGGUGGCUGCUUUCCUUACAGCUGCAUUUGAAGGACAGAGGAGGAAUCCAUCAUCUGAGAUCAUCUCAGAUCAUCUCACACAUCUCCAUCCAUUCAACAGUCCCUUGCAGGGAUAGAGGAGGACGGAGGACCCUGUGGCGAUGAAGAGACCUCAUGAUUACAGUUCCCCAGACUCAGACACGGAUGAACUGAUUGAUGUCGGACAGGAAGACAGCUACUGCCCUGUCACUGGGUCCAUGUCUCCAGGCAGUACCUCACAGAUCCUGGCGCGCAAGAAGAGAAGAGGGAUAAUUGAGAAGAGACGCAGGGACAGGAUCAACCACAGUCUGUCAGAGCUCAGGAGACUCGUACCCAGUGCUUUCGAGAAACAGGGCUCCUCUAAACUGGAGAAGGCUGAGAUUCUUCAGAUGACAGUGGAUCAUCUGAAACUGCUGCAUUCCAUGGGCGGCAAAGGCUACUUUGAUGCUCGUGCUCUGGCAGUGGACUACAGGACUCUGGGAUUUCGGGAGUGUGUUGGAGAGGUGGUAAGAUACCUCAGCUCUCUGGAGGGGGUCGAAUCCUCAGACCCCAUUGGUGCACACCUUGUGUCCCAUCUCAGUCAAUGCGCCAGUGAGCUGGACCCUCUCCUCCAGAGCCCCGCCGCUUUGCCUUUCCCUCCUUGGCCCUGGCCCUCCUUUCCACAGCUGACAUCCACUUCAUCUCCAGCUUUGUCUAGCCCGUUUCCCCCUACCACCUGCCGAGAUCUGACCCCCCAUGGCACCGCCGCCUUGCUGGGCUACCCUUCACCAGCCCUGCGAGUGGGAUCUUUGAGCACCCAGGGGGCAUUACUGAGUCCAGCGCUGACCCCGGGGCGUCGAAUGCCCUCUGUCCCCAGACAUCCACACAGACUUCAACAGCACUCGCCUGAUGGACCCACAAUCCCUUCAUCCUCCUCAUCCUCCUCCAACUCCCCUCCCCAGAUUUCCUUCAGACCCUUUGCCCCUCUGGGGUCUCCAGCCCCAGGUCGCAGGGGUUUGGGCACCUCCAGUAAGUCUGGACAGGCCUGGGGCACAGAGAUUGGGGCAUUCUGAAUCAGAAGUUUGGAGUUUAUGACAGCCUGAAAGGAAAAAAAAAAAACAUUUCUUGGUCAUUCAGACUUAUUUAUGACCAUUACUGCCUUUUAAAGGAACUACAAAGCAUUGAACAAUUCAAAUAAAAUGUGUUUUCGGUUGAAUCUACUGUUCCAACAUUUAUACUCUCAGAUAAAACAGAUACAAAAGCUGUCAAUAGGGUGAUGCCCUUUCAAAAGAUACACCUUGUUACUCCUAAAGGGUGCAUAUUAGUACAUAAAUACAUAUUAGUAUAUACCGAUUGACUACUUAUGUAUUUUUUUCUGAGAGUUUAGAAAUAAUUGAACAAAACUUUUUAGUUGUUUGUGAUUUUUCUGCUUACAAAGAAAAAUAGGAUUGGAAUGAUAUGGACUUUAGAAUUUAAGUGUAAAAUCAAUGAAAUGCAUCUAUCAGAAAGACUGCAAUUUAGUGAUAGGAAAUUGGAUUUUGAGCUCCAUAUACCCGAACUUUCUAGAAUUUAUUUUUAUUAGUGUACUUGUUUACUCAGUCAUUUAUACAUUCACUUGGAUUCUGACAUGAUAUAUCAUACAUCUGAGAUGGAAAUUCUUGAGAAGAUUACAUAAAGACAAAUUAAAUGUGCCUUGUUAAAACAGUGUUCCUCUUGUUCACUUACUUCCAGAAGAUGGCAGCACUCGAACAAACUCACAGAUCACAGCUCUCUCAAGGCAGGGCCAUGUGUGCAGAAUUUAGUGAACCUCUUAAAAGUGAGUUCCCUUUUCCUGAAUCCCAUGAUCAGAGGAAAACUAUUAGCAAUGUUAUGUCUUAUUAUUCUAUAC
This is a messenger RNA of Carassius gibelio (silver crucian carp), 2975 nucleotides long. RefSeq names its product hairy/enhancer-of-split related with YRPW motif-like protein. The record is from RefSeq and is a predicted model, not a curated record. NCBI's taxonomy places the organism in Eukaryota, Metazoa, Chordata, Actinopteri, Cypriniformes, Cyprinidae. Gene Ontology annotation, cellular component: nucleus. The transcript is spliced from 5 exons. Gene Ontology annotation, molecular function: DNA-binding transcription factor activity, RNA polymerase II-specific; RNA polymerase II cis-regulatory region sequence-specific DNA binding; protein dimerization activity. Gene Ontology annotation, biological process: regulation of neurogenesis; Notch signaling pathway; circulatory system development. Bases 1231 to 2160 code for a protein of 309 amino acids.